AUGGAUAUUGACGAGGAAUCUAAAGCGGCGCAGGAGUCGACUCCGACUCCGGCACCUGCGUCAGAUUCUGUUCAGGAUACUACUUCACAACCUGUCACAGAUGGCUCAACCCAAACAUCCAGCUCAGAUGGUACGUUGGAGAAAUCUGAACCAGAAGGCAGUGCUAGGCCUGACAGCCAGAACGGAGGUGAGGCUAGCACAGACGAAAAUAAGCCGGAGUCUGAAGAGAGGCAGACUAGGAAGAGAAAAAGUGCCAGCACGGAACCAGCGGCUAAUAAUGAUACACCAAACCGGUCUAGUAAUCGGUCUGCUAGUAAUCGAUCCAGUAAGAGAGUAAAGGCUAGAUCAGAUGAGCAAACUCUAGAUAGUAUGGAUGUUGCUGAAGACAAGUCCUUUUUCGAGCAAUUGACGUCGUUUUUAUCGCUUUGCAAUAUGAAAUUUGAAAGUGUAAUUCCUGUUUUCCUGGAUCAAGACUAUCCUCAUUCGGACCAAUACUUGUAUGACUUUAAGUUAAUAUUACAGGGAUGGGACGAUUCACAAGCUGAAAUUCUGCUAAAGAAUGAAAAGCCAAGUAAGAAAUCCAGUGCAAGUAAUAACAAUCAAUCGAUAUUGCAAACACUCGAUUUUGCUGCUCUUGGUAACGACAACAUUGUCAAAGCCCCGUCCUCGCUAACACAAAAUAAUACAUCAGAUAGAUGUAUUAAUUACAUACAGCGAAUUAACAGUGGUGAUUAUCACUUACAAGAAGUUCGUUUUGAGUUUAUUUAUGCACUUCUGUCUGAAGAUGAAAAUGGAUGUUCGUUAUUGGAUGAGUUUUGGCCCACAGCAGUGGCUGAUACUGUUCGUCAAAUCCUUGAUAACUGCGAGUCACUGAUUUAUUCCAAUGUGAAGAGUGCUCUACUUUCGACCACAGUAUCUAGUCCCCAUUUGGAGGUUUGUGAGGGAUUCUUUGAAUUACUUGUGGAUUACUAUUUAACCAGUGCUAGCUCUUUAGAUGCAAAAACCGGAACGAAAGCAAAUGUCAAAGAGCUCGAAGCAACGUCUAAACUUUUAUUUGCUAAAGUGGAUAGGUGGCGACAGCUUUUCUGUGACUUUGCUAGUUUAAGUAGCCCAGAAUCUGUGACAAGCGAACUACUAUUGCGACAUAAAUGGGUCUCUAUUUUCCUUGAGGCACGUAGUUGUACUCCAGCUGCCAACUUACGACAGUUUCAACAGUCCAAGUCAAUGUUUGAGGAGCAUGAAAGAAAAACAAACCACCCGUUUGUUAUGGAAUUCACAAACUUUUCCAAUAUUCCUAGAUUGUCCAUUGAGAGUUGUGAUACACAGAUUUCCAAAUAUCGGGCUGCUGCAGUAUUUGCGAGAGUUUUUGAUAUGGAAGUAAAGUCUGUACCUUCUCUAGAUGAACGCGGGUCCAAUGAGAGCACUCCAGAGACAGAGCGAGAUGUUAAUGAUGAGGCUAAAGAAGAUAUCGCUGAUGGCUCGUUGCAUCUUGAAGAGCUUUCGAAAGUGGAUCUACUCGAAUCUAUUCUCUUAGACGAACACAAAGAGAGACUGCCCGAGCACGAAGCAGUGUCGCAGUUUCUCUCACAUGCUUCAAUUCAAUUCAAAUUUAAACUCUGGUCGAUGCUUUUGGAUGCUUAUAACGAUCAAGGAGAGUCUAAAAAGUCCUUUGAGGGGUACCUGAGAAUAUUUGAGUCGAGCGUGGACGAAAUUACUGGAGAUAUGUUUUUGAGUAAAUCCGACCACCAACGUUCCACAUUGAUUCUCACAUGUCUCAGCUCAUGCUUUGAUAUUUGUAAGAUGUUACAGCGUCUGAUCGCUGCUGAUGAAGAGCUAUUGUUAAGUCUGUCUCCUCAAAGGGCGUCUGCAGCACUAGAGACGACAAUUCAGUUAUUGAGGAUGUUGCAUAUUUAUAAUUUAUUUGAUGACGCCAUUUCGAACAAUAACAUUGCACGUCAUAGUCACAACUCAUGGAAAGUGGCAUCGAGGCAUUUUGAGGAUUUAAUCUGUCAUACCUGGAGUAUUUUCUAUUUCUUCUAUCGUACUUGUCUUCCUGAACAGAAUAGGAUUCCCGACACAUUAAAUGAUAUUAUGAGUAUUGUACACGAUGCUAUUGGCAGUAGAGGUUAUUGUGGAAAAGCCAAUGGGGUGUUCUUGGAUAUGGUAAUUCGUGAGCUUAGCAGAUUAGACUGGUCUGAGUCUGAGCAGGACAUGAUCCAGUGUUUGCAUUGUAGAUAUGAUCUGACACUGGCAAGCGAUACAUUUUCACCGUUUGAUCAUUAUGCAGGCGGUGGAGAACUUGAUCGUAAAACGGCCCUAAUGCUAUCAAAAUUCAUUAUGAGAAUGAUCCUGAAUAGGAAGAACCUUAAUCAGAGUCUGUUACGGAACGAAGUCAAAAUUGCAUUGGAUGAGUUUUACCAGGCUAUUGGUGAUCCUGAUCCAGCACUAAUAUUACCAGUGGCACACAACUUUUCAAUUCUUAACGAUUAUCUCGCUUCUUCUUUGACUCGGUCUCUGUUUAGAACCUCUCUUACUGGUGGUGAUAAGCUAGCAUUUGCAUCAUCGCCUAACGAAAUUGUAAAAGUGGGCGAACAAGGUUUCUACUAUAUUCUGGGAUAUCAACAACUGUCGCAAUUCAGAAUAAGGAAGCGGUCGGGUCCAGGUCGUACUGAGGAUGCAGAAGAUGCAAUCAAGUUUUUCCAGUUUGAUAUUGUUUGCAAUACCAAUCGAUUUGAGUCAUGGGUAGGAUUGGCACAGGCUUUUGAUGCACUUGCGGACGAAGAUCUCACAUGGGAUGCUGAAAACUUCAAUACUGUAGAGACGCGACGAGCACUAGCUGUUAAUCAGAGAAAGUCAAUUCUAGCAUGUGCUAUGGCUGCCAAAGUGUUCCUUACUGAUAAUGAGAAGCAGAAACAAGGAGGUGCUGCCGCUUCAGCUGCCAUGUCGGCUCAUUAUGAGCAGUUAGCAUCUACCCUUUGGGGACUCUAUGCGAAGCUGAUUUAUAAUGCAUCUCGUCCUCCAAUGCAGAUGGAAGCAUUCACUGACAUUCCUGAACAAAUAUUCUGUGGAUUCGAGGGUCUAUACAAGCGGCCAAAGGCUCAACCUGUUAGUGAGGUAUCGAUUUUCAAAAUGGUUGAUAUCUGUUUAAUAUUGGCUAUAAAGUCGAACCCAACAGACUGGAAUAACUACUAUUUGCGUGCCAAAGUGCUGUAUAAACUGAAAAGUCCAGCAGAAGAGGCUCUGGAGCAAAUCAUACUGGCAACCAAACAUUUAUCUGAGAAAGGAGGUGGUAGUGCUACACACUACCCGAUCAUUGAGCCUCAUUAUAAACUGUUGUCACUAGUUAUAAAAUAUGUUUCCAAAGGGCAACUACGGCCUGAACAGGGAUUGGAGUACCUAAAGCACAGCGCAUAUUACGAUGAAAAACCAGACAGCCGGAUCCAGCCAAUGCCUGCCAGUCAGCCAGGCAUUGAUUUUGAGAGACUAACAUUUUAUCUAUUUUUCUCACGUUGUUUGUCGACGUUGGUGAAGCUGCGAGCAGUUGACAAGAGAAAAUGGCACCAUCGUCCUACCUAUCGCAUUGCCAAGCUGCUCAGUGAAAGGUUUGGAGAUGCACAGGCAGCCAAAGAAGAGAUGUCAGGUUUUUUCCCAUUGAAAUCUAUUUCCAAGGCACCCAUUCAUAUUUGGAAACCCGACUUGGAAAGAUCUGGAGAGCAGUUUGAGUUCCGAAGUCGAUAUAUUAUAUAUUAUGUGGACUUGCUCAAGCAAACUGGCGAUUUUGAAAGUUUGUGUCUGCUGGCAAGGAAGUUAAGAAAGUUCUCUACUGGCACUGCUCGACAUCAGGAAGCUUGGGAAUAUGUCUGUCUUGGAACAUGCUUUGCAUUAAAGCAGUUUUUGGGCAUACCUACCAAAUUCACCGAACAGGUGAUCAAUAAGCUUCUUUUUGAAGAAUUCAACGCUCAUUCACAAAACUUGUUGGCAACAGUAGAAAAGGCAAAGUCGGAAAAUGAGCUUCCUCUGCUCGUUGGUGAGCUGGAUGCGAUAGCAGAAAUAAGGCGACUCAACAAUGGAUUUGGAUCCACUGCGGCAUUGGAUGACACAUAUGUUGCAGUCUACUUAAAGAUAUACCUCAACUAUCUGGAGUCUAUUAAUCCCACGAAAGCUGAGACGGCUGUUACUACUACGCCAGUACCGGCAACACCUACGUCUUCAGCCUUGACCAAUGGAGCAAGUUCUAACGGUUUGUUGGGUGCCACAGUUCCAAUAGAAACAACUGCUCAGACUGUGAGUACGCCCUCAACCCCUUCUCUAACAGUGCCUUCAUUCUCAUCCAGGAUCUCAAUCCAGUCUCUUGUAUCACCAGAACCUAGCCUUACUGAUCUCACAUCGGCUCCAAGCACACCCCCGGCUCGUCCAUCAACUCCUCCAAAACCGCCAACCAGCGGAGCAGCGACUCCACAGAAGGAAAAAGUGCGUGUUACGAAGCGAGAUAUUAUCAUUCGAAUCACGCCUUUCUUGAAGGCGGUGGUGUCGAAGAGCGGUAAGCAGGCUAAAGAAAAGGGAAAAGACAAAGAGAAAGCGAAAGAGAAAAAGGAGAAGGAAAAGAAAGAGAAGCAGAAGGAGAAGGAAAAGCCGAAGGAAAAGGACACUGAAAAGGAAAAUAUCAAGGAAGAGAAAUCCAAUGAAGACGAAAAAGAGAGUGAACUAGAAGACAAAGGGUCUGAUACACCCAAGCAAGUACCCGAUACAAAGCAGGACUAG
Molecule: messenger RNA, 4761 nt
Organism: Sugiyamaella lignohabitans
Lineage: Eukaryota; Fungi; Ascomycota; Dipodascomycetes; Dipodascales; Trichomonascaceae
Gene: HIR3
Product: Hir3p
Exons: 1
Coding region: 1-4761 (1586 amino acids)
Biological process (GO): chromatin organization
Cellular component (GO): HIR complex; nucleus
Molecular function (GO): nucleosome binding
Source: RefSeq, a predicted model, not a curated record